Messenger RNA from Erigeron canadensis, 898 nucleotides. RefSeq names its product ADP-ribosylation factor. Bases 155 to 700 code for a protein of 181 amino acids. Gene Ontology annotation, cellular component: cytoplasm. The transcript has 7 exons. Gene Ontology annotation, biological process: vesicle-mediated transport; intracellular protein transport. The record is from RefSeq and is a predicted model, not a curated record. NCBI's taxonomy places the organism in Eukaryota, Viridiplantae, Streptophyta, Magnoliopsida, Asterales, Asteraceae. Gene Ontology annotation, molecular function: GTPase activity; GTP binding.
UCCCUGCAUCACACACACACACACACUCCCGAUAUAUAAAUAUCUGACGCGCUCUUUCUCUCGUUUGCUAACUGAUUUGGUCGGUGGUCGAUAGGUUUCUUCAUUUACAACCGAUCUCCGUCGCUCUCUUCAACCGUCAACCGAUCGUAUUAAGAUGGGUUUGUCGUUUACCAAGCUUUUUAGCCGUUUGUUUGCUAAGAGAGAGAUGCGUAUUUUGAUGGUUGGUCUCGAUGCAGCUGGUAAAACAACAAUCUUGUACAAGCUCAAGUUGGGAGAGAUUGUAACCACAAUUCCAACUAUUGGCUUUAAUGUCGAGACUGUUGAGUACAAGAACAUCAGCUUUACUGUUUGGGAUGUUGGGGGUCAAGACAAGAUCCGACCAUUGUGGAGACACUACUUUCAAAACACACAAGGGCUUAUCUUUGUGGUUGAUAGCAACGAUCGUGAUCGUGUGGUGGAGGCUAGAGACGAGCUGCACCGGAUGCUUAAUGAGGAUGAACUAAGAGAUGCAGUGCUACUUGUGUUUGCCAACAAGCAAGAUCUUCCGAAUGCGAUGAAUGCUGCUGAAAUCACCGAUAAGCUUGGCCUUCAUUCUCUCCGACAACGACACUGGUACAUCCAGAGCACAUGUGCCACCUCUGGGGAAGGUCUAUACGAGGGACUGGAUUGGCUUUCCAACAAUAUCGCAAACAAGGCAUAAGCAGGAGUUGGAUCAUCCCUACUGUUAGUUUGUUUCGAGUUGAGACUUUUUUUUUUCCUAUGUUAUGUUGGGAAUGAAUAUAUGUUGACUUCUGUUUAGUAUUCGACAGUGUACAAUGAAUGAUUGAAUGUUCUUUGGGAUUCUGUAAUUGAAAUUGCCCUUAAGGCUGGCUGUGUAAUUGUAUUGUCAUUUUGUUCU